AUGUCCAUUCCCAUAAUCUUUCAGAUCCUCCUAAUUUUUCCGUAUUUUGGUAAAUAUUACUGUCUACCUAUUGAAGAGGACGAUGAUAAAUCAGGAAAAGAAAUCGAACAAAUUUUGGACAGUAACAUCGAGUCAUUAGGACUACUGCUUAAUACAAUAACCUUAUCCUCGAACUUUACUACAGGCGAUCCUGAACUAGAUUCGCUCUUCCAAGAUGAUUUAAUCCCCGAGUUAUAUAGUGUUUUAGAUGAUUUGUAA
Messenger RNA from Saccharomyces paradoxus, 258 nucleotides. RefSeq lists its product as uncharacterized. Bases 1 to 258 code for a protein of 85 amino acids. Lineage: Eukaryota; Fungi; Ascomycota; Saccharomycetes; Saccharomycetales; Saccharomycetaceae. The record is from RefSeq and is a predicted model, not a curated record. The transcript has a single exon. Gene Ontology annotation, biological process: viral genome replication. Gene Ontology annotation, molecular function: RNA-directed RNA polymerase activity.